UUAUAUAACUCAUCAAAUGUCAAAUACCUACAUGAAUUUUGUUGUAAAUGUAAAAUUAGUUUUCGGUUUUCCUCAAGCUUCGUUUUCUUAAAAUGCUUCUAUGAAAUAGCUAGCUAAGAUAUGACUACUCAAUAUAAAAAGUUUGUUAAAUUGAUAGCGAAGUGGCCUUUGGAUGCCAGCAAAGGUGAAAGAGAUUUAGGAAAAGUUAUUAGAGACAAAGUUAAACUUGCGUUCGAAUCUUCAGAACAACAAAACCUUGAUUCAGAAUACUGUACCCGGCAAUACAACUCGCUGAACAAACUGGCUGACAAUCACUACAGAAAUAAAUACAAACGCACAAAAACCAGCACUGCUACAGGUUUAAACACUGAAGAGUGCAACCUUAUACUCUCCAACGAAGUUCUAGACUACUUAAAAGAAGAAAACAAAGGUUUGUCUAUCCGGCGACUAUCCACAGAGAAAAUAGAGUAUAAAGAUCAUACCCCAGUUAUGUUAAAUGAAGCCGUAAAUUAUCUUAACCCCAAAGAUAAUGAAAUUUAUAUUGAUAUGACAUUUGGUGCCGGUGGGCAUUCCCGUAAAAUUCUAGAAACAGCUAACUGUCGCUUAUUUACUUUAGAUAGGGAUCCUACUGCAUAUGAGAAAGCUAAUUUACUUGCAAAAGAAUACCCAAACAGAGUCACACCAUUAUUAGGAAGAUUUAGUGAACUACCAAAGCUUUUAAAAGAAAAUGGAAUGGGUCAGAGUAGUAUAGAUGGGAUUUUAUUUGAUUUCGGCUGUUCAUCUAUGCAGUUAGACAUAGGAGAAAGAGGCUUCUCUGUAAAUAAGAAUGGGUACUUAGAUAUGAGGAUGGAUGCUGGUCGAGAUCCGGAUCAGAUCACAGCACGUGAAGUAUUAGCCACUGCGAAUGAACAAGAACUUUAUAAAAUAUUCAAAAUUUAUGGUGAAGAGAAAAAAGCUGCAAAAAUUGCUCAAACUAUAAUACAAGCCAGAUAUAUGAUAAAGAAUAUUGACACCACACAAGAAUUAGUUGACAUUGUCAACUCAUGUUGUCCAGAUGAAAUAAGAUUGGAUAAACUGAAUCGUCCACAAUCCAAUGCAACAAAAAUAUUUCAAGCUUUACGUAUAUUUGUUAAUAAUGAGCUCAAUGAACUUAAUUAUGGUAUGGUACUAUCGAAAUAUUAUUUGAAAAUCAAUGGUAGAUUAGUGACAAUUUGCUUCCAUUCUUUAGAAGACACUAUAGUGAAACGGCAUAUUGCUGGCAACAUUAUAAAUGAAAUAGCGAAUCCUGUUCCAUUGAAGUAUCUCAGUCCAACUUUGGUCCAAGACCAAGAAACAAUAGACAAAUUUUUAGACACACCUUGGAAGGCAAUAAAUAAGCAUGUGGAGGUGCCUUCCGAUGAAGAAGUUGAAAGAAAUCCUAGAAGUAGAAGUGCAAGACUACGAGCCGCAAUCAAAGUGAAGUGAGAAUCUAAAAACAUGUAGAUAACAUGAAUUUAAUUGUCAUAGUACAAUUAUUAGAAUAGAAGAAUAGAAUUAUAUCUGAAUAUAAC
Plodia interpunctella (Indianmeal moth) is the source of this 1550-nucleotide messenger RNA. RefSeq names its product probable methyltransferase-like protein 15 homolog. Lineage: Eukaryota; Metazoa; Arthropoda; Insecta; Lepidoptera; Pyralidae. The transcript has 3 exons. Bases 121 to 1464 code for a protein of 447 amino acids. The record is from RefSeq and is a predicted model, not a curated record. Gene Ontology annotation, molecular function: rRNA (cytosine-N4-)-methyltransferase activity. Gene Ontology annotation, biological process: rRNA base methylation; mitochondrial respiratory chain complex III assembly.